This is a messenger RNA of Asparagus officinalis (garden asparagus), 2380 nucleotides long. RefSeq names its product DEAD-box ATP-dependent RNA helicase 7-like. Gene Ontology annotation, molecular function: helicase activity; ATP binding; RNA binding. NCBI's taxonomy places the organism in Eukaryota, Viridiplantae, Streptophyta, Magnoliopsida, Asparagales, Asparagaceae. The record is from RefSeq and is a predicted model, not a curated record. Bases 171 to 2249 code for a protein of 692 amino acids. The transcript has 14 exons.
UCCAAACUUCCCCAGCCUCCAAAUGUUAACCCCUAUAUAUAAACCAAAACCCUAACUCUCUCUCUCCCUCUUUCCUCCCCGCUCCAAUUUUUUCGCAGGUGAGGCUCCGCCGUUAAAAAACACCCUAACCCCAACCUCAGCUAUUUCGAAAACCGUAACCCUAACUCCAAAUGCCUUCACUCGCCGUCUCCGAUCCUCUCUCAGCCUCCCCCGAUCUCACCGACUCCAAAAAGAUCAAGAAGAAGUCGAAGAAGAUCGAGUCCAUGGAUCUCGACACCGAGAACGGGCACGCGAUCGAGGAGCUGAAGUCCGAGAAGAAGAAGAAGAAGGAGAAGAAGAAACUGGAUUCGUCGGAGGACGAGACGGAGAAGAGCGAGAAGAAGAGUAAGAAGAAGAAGAGGAAGGCUGAUGAUGAUGACGAAGACGAGGAGACCAAGGAGCUGAGCGAUGGGUCGAAUUUGAAGAAGGCUAAGGUUGUUGAGGACGAGAACCCUAAUUCUUUGUCCAAGUUUAGGAUAUCGGAGGCGGUGAAGGCGAAAUUGAAGUCGAAGGGGAUUGAGGCUUUGUUUCCGAUCCAGGCGAUGACGUUUAAUUUGGUCCAUGAUGGGUCUGAUUUGGUUGGCCGGGCUCGGACUGGUCAGGGAAAAACAUUAGCGUUUGUGUUGCCCUUAUUGGAGUCUUUAACAAACGGGCCUUUUAAAGCUUCAAGGAAGACUGGCUAUGGUAGGACCCCUAGCGUUUUGGUGCUUCUACCUACAAGGGAGCUUGCAAAACAGGUACAUGUUGACUUUGAGUUCUACGGCGGGGCAGUGGGGUUGUCCGCCUGCUGUGUCUAUGGAGGGGCUUCCAUGCGUGACCAAGAACAUGCAUUGAAGCGGGGGGUUGAUAUAAUAAUUGGAACACCUGGUCGGGUGAAGGAUCUUAUAGAGAGGAAUUCUCUUGACUUAAAGACGUUGAAAUUCCGGGUCCUUGAUGAAGCUGAUGAAAUGCUUAACAUGGGCUUUGUUGAUGAUGUUGAGUUUAUUCUUGGCAAGGUUGAGGAUGUAACCAAGGUCCAGACACUUCUCUUCAGUGCAACAUUGCCUGACUGGGUCAAGAAGAUCUCUGCAAGGUUUUUAAAAGCUGAUAAGAAAACUAUAGAUCUUGUUGGCAAUGAGAAACUGAAGGCUAGUGCCAGUGUUAGACAUCUUGUCCUACCCUGUUCUCAUGCAGCACGUCCUCAACUUAUUCCUGAUGUCAUUCGCUGUUAUAGUCGAGGAGGUCGUACUAUUAUUUUCACAGAGACAAAAGAAUCCGCAUCUCAACUUUCUGGACUGUUACCUGGAGCACGGGCUCUCCACGGGGAUAUAGCGCAGGCCCAACGAGAAGUCAUACUUGCUGGAUUCAGGUCAGGCAGAUUCCUAGUUUUGGUGGCGACUAAUGUGGCUGCACGGGGCUUGGAUAUCAAUGAUGUCCAGCUGAUUAUCCAGUGUGAGCCUCCACGAGAUGUUGAAGCUUAUAUCCAUCGGUCAGGGCGCACUGGAAGAGCUGGCAAUACUGGAGUUGCUGUCCUUCUGUAUGAACCCAAAUUUUCACGUAGUAUUUUCAGAAUAGAAAAAGAAUCUGGUGUUAAAUUUGAACACAUUUCUGCUCCCCAGCCUGCUGAUGUAGCUGAAUCAGCUGGUUCUGAAGCAGCCGAUGCUAUUUCUAGUGUAUCUGACAGUGUGAUCCCAGUUUUCCGCCAACAAGCUGAGCAACUGUUGAGUUCCUCUGGGAUAUCAGCAGUAGAUCUACUUGCUAAAGCACUUGCAAAAUCUGCGGGAUAUACUGACAUAAAGAAGAGAUCAAUUCUUUCAUCUAUGGAAAAUUAUGUAACUGUACUUCUUCAGUCAGGGAAGCCCUUUUACACACCCACAUUUGCAUUCAGCACCAUGAAGAGGUUCUUGCCUGUGGAGAAGGUUGAAGGUGUGAAGAAUCUUUCUUUAACAGCUGACGGAAUGGGCGCAGUGUUUGAUGUGCCUGCGGAUGAUUUGAGCCUGUUUCUCGAAGGUCAAGAAAAUGCAGACAUGGUGACCGUUGAGGUAUUGAAGACUUUGCCACCCUUGCAAGAAAAAGAGCAGUCAAAUAGUCGAGGGAGAUUUGGAGGUGGUAACAGGAGAGGUGGAGGUGGUGGCAAUCGGUUCUCCGGUGGUGGUAGAAGAGGUGGGUUCUCUAGUGGAGGGGGUCGUGGUGGUAGCCGAGGUGGCAGUAGAUUCGGCAGGAGGAAUUAAUUUUAUGAAAGAGUUAAAAAUAUUCUUGAUGUAAUUGUAAUUUUGAGUUAUUAUUCUCGAGACGACGAUCAAAUUAAUUAAUUAUUCGACAAAGUGUGGUAGUGCGGGGAAUUUAUAGUGCAUUGAGUGUA